AUGGUCGGUACAAUGAAUAGACUGAAGAACAAGCUACGGCUACACAAGAAAGAGGGGACAGGGUGGGCACUGGAUGAGGACUCGCUUCAUCUGAAACAGAACCAGGAAACUGCUGCACGGUUUGACCGCAGUAUGACGCUGUCCAGUGUCACGGACGACGUUGAAGAAAUGUUUUACGGUCAGAACCGCACCACUGCCUCGAACCAGCCACCAGUGUACCGCACCACGGAGAACCUUCGUAGCAAUUAUACGACGCUUUCAGCGUUGCAGGAAGAUGCCGAAAUGGCCAGCAACGCUAGCAGUAGCUUCUCACAGUUCUCGACCACGACACCCACCAACCAUGCGGUCUCGAUCAACUCUUACCAUGGUUUCUCCCGUGCCAACAGCAGUCGUGGAGUUAACAAAGACGUUGAGCUGGAACGGCUUUUGGCUGAUGUGCUUGAGAUCAAAGAGGAGGUCAAGACAAUCCGACGAGAAGUCAUGGAUGAGCUGCAUGUGACUCGUUACGACGUGCUCAAAGAGUUGGUGCUGCUUAAAGGUGCCAUUGCAAAACUCGUCGCACCGCAGUCAAGUGCGUCGAGGUUGUCCAUGAAGAGAUCGACGUCGGAACCGCUAUCGACUGCUGACCGUGUGGCGCUGACCCGCAAGACUUCUACUAAGACGUCGUCGGCCACGCUUGAUCGACUCGCCGCAUCCCGCACCAACAUCCAUAAAAUGCCUCCUCUCGCAGCGCGCGCCAGUGUGCGGCUUACGCAAUUGGCUCCCGUUGCAGACAAUGCACUGUCGACACCAUUGACAGCCGAACAGAUCAACGACAUGUUUCCGCUCAUCGACUCUACGUCUGAGCUGGCGUCACAUGCUCGUGGUCUGACCCCCGGGUCGCGCACAUGGGCGUUGGCUCGUGUGGAAGAGUGGCUGGACGUAGGUCUUAACGUGGACAACGACACACUGCUGGCUGUGGUUGGUGAUGGAGGAACCGGGAAGAGUGCCUUUUGUGGCACAGUGGCUCAUCAGUUCCGCGAAAACCUGCUAGCUGCGCACUGCUGCCAGUUUGAUCGCAAGAGCAAGAGCACUCCGCGCAACAUGCUGCUGUCAGUUGUGCACCAGCUCGUGGAUAAUCUGCCAUCAUUUAAGAACCAACUGGCAAGACUCAACCUCCGGUACGUACUGGAGGAAGCAGACCCGGUCCUCCUUGCUACAAAGGUGCUCGUGGAUCCGUUGAAUGCUGUGGAGAAGCCCAUGAACGCGUCGUUUAUUCUUGUGGACGGAAUUGAUCAGUGCGCUAUAGGACGCCGCGGUCGCAACGAGCUGCUAGAGUUUCUUGCACAGAUCAUUCCUCUUCUUCCAUCAUGGGUUCGUAUCAUGGUGUCAUCAAAGCCUUCGUCAAAGCUGGCAAAACGUUUUCCUGUGUCGUCGGUGCUGGAUUUCAGCUCGCAAAAUGAUGCUUUCGUGGCCGAUGUGUCCUCGCUUGUUGAUGACAUUGCUCACAACUUUAGUGACGACAAUGUCGUGGAAGCGAACAAGGUGCUUGUGCAGAAGAGUGGUGGCAACUUUGCAUACCUCAAUUUCACAAAGCAGGCCUUGACACACCCGGGAAUGGUGGCUGCGAGCAACGAAGGCGCAAUACCGCUUGAUGUGCUCUAUGAACUGCCGGAGACACUGUACGACAUUUAUGCAGAGAUUUUUGAGGACAAGUUUGGCCAAGGUCGAGAUCGUGUGUGGGACAAGGCAAAACCACUUCUGCAGCUUGUGAUCGGAGCAACUGCAGGACCGUACUCACCUGUCACGGAGGACCAAGCCAAGGAACAUUUCAAACUUACAGCGGAAGACCAGCGAAUGUUGCGUCGCUCGUUUGUUGAUCUUGUGGCCGUAAGACAAGGCGCGUAUCGUAUCGAGAGCUCUGCUCUAUGCGCAUGGCUAAGUGACCCUGCUCGAUCAGAAGAGCACUUUUACUUCAACAUUGACGAUGCGCUUCAGGCGCUGCGCAAAAUGCGUCGUGCUGGUUCCAUCCUUAGCCGUUCCAAAUCAGACGGCUCAUGGGAUGACAGCAUGCGACCUACCCGUGUCACAACACUAAGGACGUCUCAGAAGCUAUCACGCAACCAUCCCGAGCCUGUCAUCCCCGAAUUCAAACCCAUGGGUAUUCUCAAGCGUAGCAAGGCAUAG
Molecule: messenger RNA, 2166 nt
Organism: Peronospora farinosa
Lineage: Eukaryota; Oomycota; Peronosporomycetes; Peronosporales; Peronosporaceae
Source: the annotation of a GenBank genome assembly